Molecule: messenger RNA, 872 nt
Organism: Laetiporus sulphureus 93-53
Lineage: Eukaryota; Fungi; Basidiomycota; Agaricomycetes; Polyporales; Laetiporaceae
Exons: 5
Coding region: 317-619 (100 amino acids)
Source: RefSeq, a predicted model, not a curated record
GCGACGCGUCAUUGGCUGCAGUGCCCGGUCUCUUCACCCAGUGGUUGGCGACGAACUCGGUUACUUUGAGCCUCUAGACACUCAAAUCCCUGAGCGCGUCUGGAGGCUCUCGAUGUCAAACUGAAGGAAACCGUAUCUCAGAAAGCACCCAAAGUCAUUUAGCCUCCUGAGCAACCAGGACACGGUCAAGGUCUCAGGGUUUUAGGUCGCUCACCUCGAUCGUCAUCUGGGUAUCACAGAGAAGAAUGUGUAUUGCGAGACAUGUGGUUUGUCUUCGGUAGAUUGCGUCGGACACAACGCGUACAUCAAACUCGCCAUGCCCGUCCUUCACAUUGGCUAUUUCAGGCAUACCAUCUCGAUCCUUCAAUGCAUAUGCAAGGCCUGCGCGCGCGUGCUGCUCGAGGAGCCCGACUGGCGGACGUACCUCAAGCGCUUUCGCCGACCGAAUCUCGAGAACAUCCAGUGGCAGGCGCUCUGCAAAGCCGUCAACGCGCGCGCGCGACAAUGUAUAGCCCAUACUGCUCGACGCGAACGGCACAGUGAAGAAGGUGGGCGCGCUCAAGAUCAUACGCGACAAGUUCCGCGUGAAGAAGACCACGAAAGAGAUGGAGAAGUGUAAGAUGACGCUCGCGCCGGCGGUCGAAGUGCAGAAGGAGCUGGGCAUGUACUCUUAUAAUUUUUCAGGCCGGACACUGUGGUAGCAGUCCGUGCCCAUUUCAGUUCCCCAGUGACCUCGUUAGAGUGCGUAUGAGUUGUGUAAACAGCUGGGGAACUGACUACCUAGGUACCGCUUCUGACGUGUUUCACCACCGCAAAACCUUUGUGCUCGGCACGCCAGGUGGUGCAUGAAGACUUGAAUGCCGAGUCUGUUC